ACACAAGCGAUCUCUACUCCUAUAGUUUCUAUAACCCCCACAAAAGCGUCCAGGUCCCACAGUCACCUCCGAUUGCAUUGUGUUGCCGCAAGACAAGCAUGGCAAGGACUCGUUUCGUGGCCGUCGCCGCCCUCCUCACAAGCUUCCUCUCCGUCGCUGUUGGGCAGCCCCGGCCACUGCCCGCCGCCGUCCUCCCGAGCGAUCUUUUCGGGCUGGGCAUCGCGUCGAGGAUCCGCACGGACCGCAACUCGACGGCUAAGGCGGCGACGGACUUCGGCCAGAUGGCGAGGGCAGCGCCGGAGGCCGUGUUCCACCCCGCCACGCCGGCCGACAUCGCCGCGCUCGUCCGGUUCUCCGCCUCGUCGGUCGCUCCGUUCCCUGUGGCGCCGCGCGGGCAGGGCCACUCCUGGCGCGGCCAGGCGCUCGCCCCGGGCGGCGUCGUCGUGGACAUGGGCUCGCUGGGGCGCGGCCCCCGCAUCAACGUGUCCGUCGCGGAGCCGUUCGUCGACGUCGGCGGGGAGCAGCUGUGGGUCGACGUCCUCCGCGCCACGCUGCGACACGGCCUGGCGCCCCGCGUGUGGACCGACUACCUCCGGCUCACCGUCGGCGGCACGCUCUCCAACGCUGGCAUCGGCGGGCAGGCGUUCCGGCACGGCCCGCAGAUCGCCAACGUGCAUGAACUCGACGUCGUCACAGGCACAGGUGAGAUGGUGACAUGCUCCAUGGACGUGAACUCGGACCUGUUCAUGGCGGCUCUAGGUGGGUUAGGCCAGUUCGGGGUCAUAACCAGGGCACGGAUCCGGCUUGAGCCGGCGCCCAGGAGGGUGCGCUGGGUUCCACUUGCCUACACCGACGUCGCUACUUUCACCAAGGAUCAGGAGUUUCUCAUAUCGAACCGGGCUAGCCAAGUCGGGUUCGACUACGUCGAAGGCCAGGUCCAGCUCAGCCGGUCCUUGGUCGAAGGUCCCAAAUCAACACCCUUCUUCUCCGGCGCCGAUCUUGCUAGGCUUGCUGGACUCGCGUCGAGGACCGGACCUACUGCGAUAUACUACAUCGAAGGCGCCAUGUACUACACCGAGGACACCGCGAUAUCUGUGGAUAAGAAAAUGAAGGCACUCCUGGAUCAGCUGAGCUUCGAGCCAGGGUUUGCGUUCACCAAGGACGUGACGUUCGUGCAGUUCCUCGACCGGGUGCGCGAGGAGGAGAGGGUGCUCCGGUCAGCCGGCGCGUGGGAGGUGCCGCACCCAUGGCUGAAUCUCUUUGUCCCGCGGUCGCGCAUCCUCGACUUCGACGACGGCGUGUUCAAGGCUCUACUCAAGGACUCCAACCCAGCUGGGAUCAUCCUCAUGUACCCCAUGAACAAGGACAGGUGGGACGACCGGAUGACAGCGAUGACCCCAGCCACGAACGACGACGACGUGUUCUAUGCCGUCAGUUUCCUUUGGUCAGCACUGUCUGCAGACGACGUGCCCCAGCUCGAGAGAUGGAACAAGGCAGUGCUGGACUUCUGUGAUCGGUCGGGGAUAGAAUGCAAGCAGUACCUGCCACACUACACAUCUCAAGACGGGUGGCGACGGCAUUUCGGCGCGAAAUGGAGCAGGAUCGCUGAGCUGAAGGCCAGAUAUGACCCUCGGGCGUUGUUGUCGCCCGGCCAGAGGAUUUUCCCGGUGCCAGUAGAGGCAUCUGGCAUUGCUUCUGCCUGAUUGACUGUUUGGUUCGUGGCUAAACCUGCCACACUUUACCUAAGGUUAGUCGUUCAAAUUGAAUAACUAACCUUAAGCAGAAAAGUUAGGUAAAGUGUGGCAAGUUAGUCAUCAAACCAAACAGACCCUCAUGUAUAUCUUAGGUCUUUCAUAGUAAGGUAGGUCUAUUUUGUAUUAAUUAGGAAGCAAUAGGGUACUGAUUAGGAAGCAAUAGGGUACUGACUUUAAUCUUUUUUAGAGGUCUAUUUGUACAAAAAAAAAUGGGUUGUUAAGAAGGUGAAAGCCAACGCAAGGGUGGUAAAAGAGAAUUAUAGAAAUUAAGCCAGCCAUUGGUGGCGACGGCUGCAA
Messenger RNA from Zea mays, 2051 nucleotides. RefSeq names its product cytokinin dehydrogenase 7. Gene Ontology annotation, molecular function: FAD binding; cytokinin dehydrogenase activity. The record is from RefSeq and is a predicted model, not a curated record. Gene Ontology annotation, biological process: cytokinin metabolic process. The transcript is spliced from 3 exons. NCBI's taxonomy places the organism in Eukaryota, Viridiplantae, Streptophyta, Magnoliopsida, Poales, Poaceae. Bases 99 to 1703 code for a protein of 534 amino acids.